AUGCAACACAAGAGGAAGCAACAGCCUUCUGGGGCUGCCCAGAAUCCCCAGAAGCGCCAAAAGUCUGCUAGCGGAAAGGCCGCGGCCCCGAAGAAGCGUAAGGUCGCCGUCAGUGCGCUGCCAUGGAAGACGGUCGAGGUCCCCGAGAUGUUCGACGAUGCCGAGGGUUUCUACGGCUUGGAGGUUAUCGAGGGCGUUGAUGUCGUCAAACAUGGGGAUAACGUCGAGUUUAUCGCUGCUGUUCCCUCUGGCGACGAGAAGGAGAACGACGAAGACGAGUUCGAAGGCUUCAGCGACUCUGAGCCUGUCCCUACACAAACCGAUACAAUAAUGGAGGAGGCGGAGGCAGCACCAAAGGCAGAGACCAAGAAGACCAAGAAGGAGAAGAAGGCUGCAGCCAAGGCAGAACAAAAGGCACAACAAAAGGCACAAAAGGUGGAAAACACGAAGGGGGACAAGCCUGCAGACAAAGCCGAUGAGACAGACGCCGUUACACCUGCACCCGCAGCCGAAACCGAAGGCAAGAAGAAGAAGGAAAAGAAGCAAAAGAAAGCUCAGCCUAAGCCGGAGGACGCCAAGCUUGAAAGCAACGUUUUCAAGGCUCUCGAGGAAGCUGAAGAGGCCGAGGAGGAUAUCGACACAGCUCCCUGGGUGGAGCUCGGUCUCUCCCCGGCGACUGUUGCGGCCAUUGCCAAGCUCAAGUUCGCCAAGCCAACAAAGAUCCAGAGCUCCUCGAUACCCGAAAUUCUCGCCGGUCACGACGUCAUCGGUAAGGCCUCUACGGGUUCCGGUAAGACGCUUGCAUUUUCGAUUCCCAUCGUGGAGGAAUGGCUCGAAAAGUUUGAGGGAAAGGAGGACGAGAAGAAGCCGGAUAAUACACCCUUUGCGCUCAUUCUGUCGCCGACAAGAGAAUUGGCACACCAAAUCACCAACCACAUCAAGAAUCUUUGCGCCGGUCUGACCCACGCGCCCUUCGUUUGCUCGGUGACGGGAGGUCUGUCAGUCUUCAAACAGCAGAGACAACUAGCCAAGGCAGAUAUCGUUAUUGGUACGCCAGGUCGUCUGUGGGAGGUCAUCAGCUCCAGCACGGAGCUCCUGAAGGGGUUCCGGCAAAUCAGGUACCUGGUUGUCGAUGAGGCCGAUAGGCUUCUGAGCGAGGGACACUUCAAGGAGGCGGGAGAGAUCCUAGACGCCCUUGACCGUGAGGUUGUCGAAGAGGAUGAUGAGGAUGAGAAGGAGCUUUCGGAGCGACAGACGCUGGUCUUCUCUGCGACGUUCCACCAGGGACUGCAGCAGAAGCUGGCUGGCAAGGGCAAAUGGGGCCUCAUGUCGGAGACGGAGAACAUGGAGUAUCUGCUGAAGAAGCUCAACUUCCGCGAGGAAAAGCCAAAGUUCAUUGACGCCAACCCCGCCAAGCAGAUGGCCGCCGGUCUCAAGGAGGGCCUCAUCGAGUGCGGUGCCAUGGAAAAGGAUCUCUACCUCUACACAAUCCUCCUGCUCAACCCGAACCGCCGAACUCUAGUCUUCACAAACUCCAUCAGCGCCGUCCGUCGCCUGACCCCCAUGCUCCAAAACCUCAACUUGAACGCCAUGGGCCUCCACUCCCAAAUGGCCCAAAAAGCCCGUCUCCGCUCCGUCGAAAAGUUCACGGCCACAAAAGCAAACACCACGUCCGUCCUCAUCGCCACCGACGUCGCUGCCCGCGGUCUCGAUAUCCCCGGCAUUGACCAGGUCGUCCACUACCACGUUCCCCGCGCCGCCGACAUGUAUGUCCACCGCUCCGGUCGUACCGCGCGUGCCGAGAAGACGGGUCUGAGUAUCAUCCUCUGCGGGCCGGAAGAGGUCGUGCCGACCCGCAGACUCGCGGCCAAGGUCCACGAGAAGCACUCGAGCAAGAAGAAGUACUUUAUGCGCACCAUCGAUAUAGAUCGCCGCAUCGCUUCCCGCCUCAAGCCGAGACUCGACCUGGCGAAGAAGCUCACUGACGCGACCCUAGCCAAGGAGAAGGGCAACAAGGACGAGGACUGGGUCAAGGCUGCUGCCGAGGAGCUAGGUGUAGAGUACGACAGCGACGAGCUGGAGAAGGCAGGGACGUGGACGGGUCGCGGAAGUCAGCGGAAGAAGAAGCAACAAGAGGACAAGAACAUUAGCAAGGCGGAGAUGGGAGCCAUGAGGGCGCAGCUGCGCGAGUUGUUGUCGAAGCGCGUCAAUGCCGGCGUCAGUGAAAAGUACAUCACGUCGGGUAAUCUCGACAUCGAGGAGUUGUUACGAGGCGGCACGGGAGAUUUCCUGGGCAAGGUUGACGGCUUGGACUUGGAAGAUCUGUAG
Colletotrichum tamarilloi is the source of this 2328-nucleotide messenger RNA. Its product is annotated as DEAD/DEAH box helicase. Gene Ontology annotation, cellular component: nucleolus. Gene Ontology annotation, molecular function: nucleic acid binding; ATP binding; RNA helicase activity. Lineage: Eukaryota; Fungi; Ascomycota; Sordariomycetes; Glomerellales; Glomerellaceae. The coding region runs from base 1 to 2328 and encodes 775 amino acids. The transcript is spliced from 3 exons. The record is from RefSeq and is a predicted model, not a curated record.